This is a messenger RNA of Lycium ferocissimum, 1825 nucleotides long. RefSeq names its product G2/mitotic-specific cyclin-2-like. Gene Ontology annotation, molecular function: cyclin-dependent protein serine/threonine kinase regulator activity. The coding region runs from base 321 to 1619 and encodes 432 amino acids. NCBI's taxonomy places the organism in Eukaryota, Viridiplantae, Streptophyta, Magnoliopsida, Solanales, Solanaceae. The transcript is spliced from 11 exons. The record is from RefSeq and is a predicted model, not a curated record. Gene Ontology annotation, cellular component: centrosome; nucleus; cyclin-dependent protein kinase holoenzyme complex. Gene Ontology annotation, biological process: regulation of cyclin-dependent protein serine/threonine kinase activity; mitotic cell cycle phase transition.
AACUAGCCGUUUCAUUUGAAUAAAUAGAGAGAUUUUGUGUAUCAGUUUGUGUGUGUUUUUUUCUUUUUAUUUCACCAGACACAACCCAUUAUUUUCUCAUAUCCCCAUCUAUAACUCUCUUCUUGUUUCUUCAUUGUUUUUUUCUCUUCAAGACUGAUCUUGGUUUUCUUUAUAUGCUCUCAGGUUUUAAUCUGGGAGUUUUUACAUUAUAGGUUUAACUGACAAAAAGGUUCUCUUCUUUUUUCUUUCUUAGAAAAAAAAGAUUCUUGAUUUUUCAUUCUUGAUUGAGUUAAGUUCUUUUAGUAAUCAAGAAAAAAGAAAUGGCCAUCACUGAUGAGAACAAACCUUCAAAUGUUCAAGUUAAAGGUAGGGCUGAAAUGGGGGGCACAAGAAAGUUUGUUGGAAUAGAAACAAGAAGCAACAGAAGGGUUUUAGGUGCUAUUAAUCAGAAUUUAGUGACUGGUCAUUCAUAUCCUUGUGUUGUUAACAAGAGAGGAUUAUCUGAUGCAAAUGGAAUCUGUGGCAAGAAUCUUCCUGUUGCUCAUAGACCCAUCACAAGGAAAUUUGCAGCACAACUUGCUAGCUCCCAGCAACAUUGCUCAGAGGAAAACAAGAAACCUAAGAUAGCAGCUGGAGAAUUCAGUGUAUGGGAGGAUAUCCCUCUCACAGAUAUGGAGGAAAAUGAGGCAUCUAAAGACCAGCCUGUCCCUAUGUCCUUGGAACAAACAGAAACAGUGUCAAAUGACAAGAAUCAAAUGGAGGUAGAAAUGGAGGAUAUCUUUGAGGAAACUAUAAUAGAUAUUGAUGGCAACGAUGCAAAGAACCCACUUGCUGUUGUUGAAUAUGUUGAUGAUUUGUUUGCCAACUACAGAAAAAUGGAGGGUUAUGGCUGUGCUUCUCCGAACUACAUGGCAGAACAGUUUGACAUCACCGAGAGAAUGAGAUCUAUCCUAAUUGACUGGCUAAUUGAGGUACAUCACAAGUUUGAGCUGAGGGAAGAGACGUUGUUCUUGACUGUUAAUUUGAUAGACAGAUUCUUGGAGAAGCAAGGUGUUGUUAGGAAGAAGCUCCAGCUUGUUGGUUUGGUUGCAAUGCUAUUAGCCUCCAAAUAUGAGGAAGUUUCCUGUCCAUUGGUGGAAGAUUUGGUGUUUAUUUCGGACAAAGCCUAUACAAAGAAGGAGGUUCUUGAAAUGGAAAGAAUGAUGCUCAACACACUGCAGUUUAAUAUGUCGGUUCCAACUGCAUAUGUUUUCAUGAGAAGAUAUCUUAAGGCUGCUCAAUGUGAUAGGAAGCUCGAGCUGCUGUCUUUCUUCUUGGUUGAGCUUUGCCUUGUGGAAUACGAAAUGCUCAAGUUUCCACCAUCCUUCAUAGCUGCUGCAGUGAUCUACACCGCUCAGACCACACUCUAUGGUGUCCAGCAGUGGAGCAAGACGUGCGAGUCGCAUACUGGUUACUCUGAAGAUCAACUUCUGGAGUGUUCGAGAUCGAUUGUUAGCUAUCACCAGAAGGCAGCAACAGGAAAACUAACAGGAGUACAUAGGAAAUACAGCACAUCCAAAUUUGGUUAUACCGCAAAGUGCGAGCCUGCCCGUUUUCUUGUGCAGACCCUACAACAAUAGAGAGGAGAGGGGCAUGUACAGUUAUUACUAACUUUAUAUGCAAUUGGGAUAUAUCGGGGUAAUGGGAAUUAUAGGAAAAACUUAGUUUAGCAACUGUGGUUGCCCCGGGGAAUUUUAUUAUUUCUUUUAUAGAGCUCAUUGUUGUUACAACAUUACUAUGUUCAACAUUUGAACAUGCCUCAAUUUCAGUUUCCUUUACAGACAGA